Molecule: messenger RNA, 630 nt
Organism: Olea europaea var. sylvestris
Lineage: Eukaryota; Viridiplantae; Streptophyta; Magnoliopsida; Lamiales; Oleaceae
Product: annexin A7-like
Exons: 2
Coding region: 47-313 (88 amino acids)
Source: RefSeq, a predicted model, not a curated record
UCCUCACAUCAUUCUGCGAUUUUGGUUUUGCAGGGUUUGUGCUUGUAUGCAGACACAACACAAGAUCGAAAUGGACAAACGGGAUGGUAAAUUUGGCUCACAACCAAUGGCAGUGCCUCCAGUCCAGCAAAUGUCACGCAUUGAUCAGCCAUAUCCUCCCACUGCUGGAUAUCCUCCCACUGCUGGAUAUCCUCCACCUGCAUAUGGGCAAUCUUAUUAUCCGCCACCUCCACAGCCUCAAGGUUAUCCUCCUCAAGCUUCCGGGUAUCCUCCACCUGCUGGCUACCCCCCUGCUGGUUACCCUCAGAGGUGAUCUUUCUUGAGUUUGAUGUGAAAAUUGCUCUUUAGUGUGCACCGUUGGAUAGCCGUUGCUGGCGUUUCUUCUGUCUGAGAUUGUAAGUACAUGAUUAGACUUGUGAUAUGGUCGCUUAUUUGUGAAGUUCCUCUAUGCAGACUAAAAUUGUUUGAAGCAUAUGUGCAGUGUCUAUUUUCUCGAAGUUUUAAUGUGUAUUUGUGCAUUUUUAAACCUAAAAUUCGUGGUUUAAACGUACAGUAUUGAGUCGACAUUGGCGACAUGUACUCUUCAACAAGGCAAAAGCGUAAUGAAGUUUUUCAUUUUCUUCGUAUGUU